CAGACGGAAAAUGGCCGCCGGGUGUGGUGAGGGCAACGCGUCUCAAGCCGCGGUCUUUCUCUUUCUCGUCCUUUGACACCGCCGGCGGCCCAGCGGACCGGUUCUUCCGAGCUGAGGGCGCUGUCCUCAGGCCCAGGUGGUGAGACGGUAUUGAAAUAAAGAUAACUACAGCUUUCUGUGAAAAUGUCAGUCCUGAUAUCACAGAGUGUAAUAAAUUAUGUGGAAGAAGAAAACAUUCCUGCUCUGAAAGCUCUUCUUGAAAAAUGCAAAGAUGUAGAUGAAAGAAAUGAGUGUGGCCAGACUCCACUGAUGAUAGCUGCUCAACAAGGCAGUCUGGAAAUAGUGAAAGAAUUGAUCAAGAAUGGAGCUAAUUGCAACUUGGAAGAUUUGGAUAAUUGGACAGCACUUAUAUCCGCGUCAAAAGAAGGGCACAUACACAUUGUGGAAGAACUACUUAAAUGUGGGGUUAAUUUGGAGCACCGUGAUAUGGGGGGAUGGACUGCUCUCAUGUGGGCAUGCUACAAAGGCCGCACUGAAGUGGUGGAGUUGCUUCUUUCUCAUGGUGCCAAUCCAAAUGUUACUGGGCUGCAGUAUAGUGUUUACCCAAUCAUUUGGGCAGCAGGGAGAGGCCAUGCAGAUAUAGUGCAUCUUUUACUGCAAAAUGGUGCUAAAGUCAACUGCUCUGAUAAGUAUGGAACCACUCCCUUGGUUUGGGCUGCCCGAAAGGGUCAUUUGGAAUGUGUGAAGCAUUUAUUGGCCAUGGGAGCUGAUGUUGAUCAAGAGGGAGCUAAUUCAAUGACUGCACUUAUUGUGGCAGUGAAAGGAGGCUACACACAGUCAGUAAAAGAAAUUCUGAAGAGGAAUCCAAAUGUAAAUUUAACAGAUAAAGAUGGAAAUACAGCCUUAAUGAUUGCAUCAAAGGAGGGGCAUACAGAGAUUGUACAGGACCUGCUUGAUGCCGGAACAUAUGUAAAUAUACCUGACAGGAGUGGGGAUACUGUACUGAUUGGUGCUGUCAGAGGUGGUCAUGUUGAAAUCGUUCGUGCACUUCUCCAAAAAUAUGCUGAUAUAGAUAUUAGAGGACAGGACAAUAAAACUGCUCUGUAUUGGGCUGUUGAAAAGGGAAAUGCAACAAUGGUGAGAGAUAUCUUACAGUGCAAUCCUGAUACUGAAAUAUGCACAAAGGAUGGUGAAACACCGCUGAUAAAAGCCACCAAGAUGAGGAAUAUUGAAGUGGUAGAGCUUCUGCUAGAUAAAGGAGCCAAGGUGUCUGCUGUGGAUAAGAAAGGAGAUACUCCCUUGCAUAUUGCUAUUCGAGGAAGAAGUCGGAAACUGGCAGAACUUCUUUUAAGAAAUCCCAAAGAUGGGCGGUUACUUUAUAGGCCCAACAAAGCUGGUGAGACUCCUUACAACAUCGACUGUAGUCAUCAGAAGAGCAUUUUAACUCAGAUAUUUGGAGCCAGACACUUAUCCCCUACUGAAACAGACGGUGACAUGCUUGGCUAUGAUUUAUAUAGCAGUGCCCUGGCAGAUAUUCUCAGUGAACCUACCAUGCAGCCACCUAUUUGUGUGGGGUUAUAUGCCCAGUGGGGAAGUGGAAAAUCUUUCUUACUCAAGAAACUAGAAGAUGAGAUGAAGACUUUUGCAGGACAACAGAUCGAACCCCUUUUUCAGUUUUCAUGGCUUAUAGUAUUUAUUACAGUGCUACUUUGUGGAGGGGUUGGCUUACUGUUUGCUUUUACAGUUGACCCAAAUCUUGGAAUAGCAGUGUCAUUGAGCUUCCUGGCUCUCUUAUACAUAUUCUUCAUUGUCAUUUACUUUGGUGGACGAAGGGAAGGAGAAAGCUGGAAUUGGGCCUGGGUCCUCAGUACCAGAUUGGCAAGACACAUUGGGUAUUUGGAACUCCUCUUCAAAUUGAUGUUUGUGAACCCACCUGAACUGCCAGAGCAAACUACGAAAGCUUUACCUGUGAGGUUUUUGUUUACAGAUUACAAUAGGCUCUCCAGUGUAGGUGGAGAAACUUCUUUGGCUGAGAUGAUCGCAACCCUCUCAGAUGCUUGUGAAAGAGAGUUUGGCUUUUUGGCAACCAGGCUUUUUCGCGUAUUCAAGACUGAAGAUGCUCAGGGUAAAAAGAAAUGGAAGAAAACCUGUUGUCUCCCAUCUUUUGUCAUCUUCCUUUUUAUCUUUGGCUGCAUUAUUGCUGGGAUCACUCUGCUGGCUAUAUUCAGAGUUGACCCAAAACACAUGACAGUGAAUGCUGUCCUCAUAUCAACUGCAUCUGUGGUGGGGCUGGCCUUUGUGCUUAACUGCCGUACAUGGUGGCAAGUGUUGGACUCUCUACUGAAUUCUCAAAGAAAACGCCUUCAUAAUGCUGCCUCCAAAUUGCACAAAUUGAAAAGUGAAGGAUUCAUGAAAGUUCUGAAGUGUGAAGUGGAGUUGAUGGCCAGAAUGGCUAAAACCAUCGACAGCUUCACUCAGAAUCAGACAAGGCUGGUGGUCAUCAUUGAUGGACUCGACGCCUGUGAGCAGGACAAAGUCCUUCAGAUGCUGGACACGGUCCGAGUUCUGUUUUCAAAAGGCCCUUUCAUUGCCAUUUUUGCAAGUGAUCCACAUAUUAUCAUAAAGGCCAUUAACCAGAACCUCAGUAGUGUGCUUCGAGACUCAAACAUAAAUGGGCAUGACUAUAUGCGCAAUAUAGUUCACUUGCCAGUUUUCCUGAAUAGUCGUGGACUUAGCAAUGCAAGAAAGUUUCUUGUAACUUCAACAGCAAAUGGUGACAUUCCAUGCUCAGAUACUACAGGGAUCCAGGAGGAAGCUGACAGAAGAGUUUCACAAAACAGCCUUGGGGAGAUGACAAAACUUGGUAGCAAGACAGCCCUCAAUAGACGGGACACUUAUCGAAGAAGGCAGAUGCAGAGGACCAUCACUCGGCAGAUGUCCUUUGAUCUCACAAAAUUGCUGGUUACCGAAGACUGGUUCAGUGACAUCAGUCCCCAGACCAUGAGAAGAUUACUUAAUAUCGUGUCUGUGACAGGGCGAUUACUGAGAGCCAAUCAGAUUAGUUUCAAUUGGGAUAGGCUUGCUAGCUGGAUCAACCUUACUGAGCAGUGGCCAUAUCGAACUUCAUGGCUCAUAUUGUAUUUGGAAGAGACUGAAGGUGUUCCAGAUCAAAUGACAUUAAAAACCAUCUAUGAAAGAAUUUCAAAGAAUAUUCCAACAACCAAAGAUGUUGAACCACUGCUUGAAAUUGAUGGAGAUAUAAGAAAUUUUGAAGUAUUUUUGUCUUCACGGACCCCUGUUCUUGUGGCUCGAGAUGUAAAAACAUUUCUGCCAUGCACUGUAAAUUUGGAUCCUAAAUUACGGGAGAUUAUUGCAGAUGUUCGCGCUGCGAGAGAGCAGAUCAAUAUAGGAGGACUUGCUUACCCCCCACUUCCGCUACACGAAGCUCCUCCUCGGGCACCCUCGGGCUAUAGUCAGCCCCCGUCUGUCUGCUCUUCCUCCACAUCCUUCAAUGGGCCAUUUGCAGGUGGGGUGGUGUCACCGCAACCUCACAGCAGCUAUUACAGCGGCAUGACGGGCCCUCAGCAUCCCUUCUACAACAGGCCAUUCUUUGCCCCAUACCUUUACACGCCCAGGUAUUACCCUGGCAGUUCCCACCAUCUCAUCUCACGUCCAUCAGUAAAAACGAAUUUGCCCAGAGAUCAGAACAAUGGCCUAGAAGUUAUCAAGGAGGAUGCUGCUGAGGGGCUUUCUUCACCCACAGACUCCUCGAGGCCAAGUGCAUCUGGGUUUAACAGACUGAGACAGGGAUCAGGCCCAGCCACAGGAGCAGCGCUGUCCUUGAAUUCACUGAAUGUGGAUGCAGUGUGUGAGAAGCUGAGACAAAUAGAAGGGCUGGACCAGAGCAUGCUGCCUCAGUACUGCGCAACCAUCAGGAAGGCAAACAUAAAUGGCCGGGUAUUAGCUCAGUGUAACAUUGAUGAACUGAAGAAAGAAAUGAAUAUGAAUUUUGGAGACUGGCACCUUUUCAGAAGCACAGUGUUAGAAAUGAGAAAUGCAGAAAGCCAAGUGGUCCCUGAAGACCCGCGUUUUCUUAAUGAAAACACCAGUGCCCCAGUUCCUCAUGGGGAAUCUGCGUGUCGGUCUUCACACAGCGAAUUGCCUCACACUGAACUUUCCAAUCAGACUCCUUACACGCUGAACUUCAGCUUCGAAGAACUGAACACACUUGGUCUGGAUGAAGGCGCCCCACGUCACAGUAAUCUAAGUUGGCAGUCACAAACUCGCAGAACCCCAAGUCUUUCGAGUCUCAAUUCCCAGGAUUCCAGUAUUGAAAUUUCAAAGCUUACUGAUAAGGUGCAGGCCGAGUAUAGAGAUGCGUAUAGAGAAUAUAUUGCUCAGAUGUCCCAGUUAGAAGGGGGCACGGGGUCUGCAACAAUUAGUGGCAGAUCUUCUCCACAUAGCACAUAUUACAUGGGUCAGAGUUCAUCAGGGGGCUCUAUCCAUUCUAAUCUAGAACAAGAAAAGGGGAAGGAAAGUGAGCCAAAGCAAGAGGAUGGGAGGAAGUCAUUUUUAAUGAAGAGGGGGGAUGUUAUAGAUUAUUCAUCAUCAGGGGUUUCCACUAAUGAUGCCUCACCCCUGGAUCCCAUUACUGAAGAGGAUGAAAAAUCUGACCAGUCAGGCAGUAAGCUGCUUCCAGGCAAGAAAUCCUCAGAAAGGUCCAGUCUCUUCCAGACAGAUUUGAAGCUUAAGGGAAGUGGACUGCGCUAUCAGAAACUCCCAAGUGAUGAAGACGAAUCUGGUGCAGAAGAAUCAGAUAAUACUCCACUGCUUAAAGAUGACAAAGAUAAAAAAGCUGAAGGCAAGGCUGAGAGAGCAUCCAAGUCUCCAGAACACAGCGCCGAGCCAAUCAGAACCUUCAUUAAAGCUAAGGAAUACUUAUCAGAUGCUCUUCUUGACAAAAAGGAUUCAUCAGAUUCAGGAGUGAGAUCCAGCGAAAGUUCUCCCAAUCACUCUCUGCACAAUGAAGCCGCUGAUGAUUCUCAGCUUGAAAAGGCAAACCUUAUAGAGCUGGAAGAUGACAGUCGCAGUGGGAAGAGGGGGAUACCACAUAGCUUGAGUGGCCUGCAAGAUCCAGUUACAGCUCGGAUGUCCAUUUGCUCAGAAGAGAAGAAGAGCCCUUCCGAGUGUAGCCUGAUAGCUAGCAGCCCUGAAGAGAGCUGGCCUGCCUGCCAGAAGGCCUACAACCUGAAUCGAACCCCGAGCACUGUGACUCUGAACAACAACACCGCCCCAGCUAAUAGAGCCAAUCAAAAUUUUGAUGAAAUGGAGGGAAUGAGGGAGACUUCUCAAGUCAUUUUGAGGCCUGGGUCUAGUCCCAACCCAACUGCUAUUCACAAUGAAAAUCUAAAAAGCAUGACACAUAAGCGUAGCCAGCGUACAAGUUACACAAGGCUCUCGAAAGAUUCUCCAGAGCUCCAUGCAGUGGUGCCUUCUGAUAGUACAGGUUUUGGAGAAGAAAGAGAAAGCAUUCUUUAAGAAAAGCCAGGAAAAGUGGAAUAGUAUUACUAUACUUAUGACAAAAUUGUCCUGCAUUUUGAAACCAUCAUGUACAUCACCUGUAUGCAUUUCAUUUACAGUUUGUCAAUAGAUGGUCAAGCCUUUGGUAAAAGAAAUAUGUGCUUUCCAACAGACGACAGCCCAAGAAAUGACAGUUCCCCAGUCAGCCUCUGUUGUCUCUGUAUUUAGCAACUUAAAUCUCACUAUUAUGCCUGUCGUUGGCACAUAACUCCAUAAAAAUUUUUGAGACAAAAUCAUACUAUAAACAUAGAUCAGAAAUAUUUUUUUGAAUUUAAAGGGCUUAAUUUGCAAAAGAAAAAACUAGUGAUCCCUUUUGUAGAACAUUCAUUCAUCAAACAUUUGAGGAAAAUCAUGCUGUUAGGUGAAGCAGAAGCAAAUUUUGUUUUUAAGGGGCAUAAUCUAGGAAAGAAUUUACAUAUUUUGGAAUAACCCAGAUAGUAAAGGUGAAUGAAUACUUAGUAGAUUGAGAACCAGUGUUCUAUACAGUGACAAAUUACUUAUCGAAGAGGUUUUAAAUUCUAAAUAGAACUAUAUAAUAUAGAACAAGAAGGGCUUUAAAAAUUGAUAAGAAAGUGAGCCAACAGUACCCAAAGUAGAAUAAGUGGGCCAUUGUGAACUGUUAGGAGAAAAGGUGGGGGAUGGACUGAUAACCUCCACAUUAUCUGGAUUCUCUUUUCUUCAAAUCCCAGCACCAUCCACCUGUGCCCUGAAGCCCCUCUAGUCUGUUCUGCAGCUCUUAAAUUGUAUGCCCAACUUUUCUUAGAGAGCUUUGCAAUGAGAGGGAAAGAAACAUGAAUUCUUUCUCUGGAGAAUUAGGGAUACAGGGGUAAUAGGUAGUAAUAAUUAUUGAUGAAAUGAGUGCAUGAAGAAAUUAGGUUA
Molecule: messenger RNA, 6459 nt
Organism: Sciurus carolinensis (gray squirrel)
Lineage: Eukaryota; Metazoa; Chordata; Mammalia; Rodentia; Sciuridae
Gene: Kidins220
Product: kinase D interacting substrate 220
Exons: 31
Coding region: 184-5538 (1784 amino acids)
Molecular function (GO): protein binding
Source: RefSeq, a predicted model, not a curated record